Protopolystoma xenopodis is the source of this 636-nucleotide messenger RNA. The record is from the annotation of a GenBank genome assembly. Lineage: Eukaryota; Metazoa; Platyhelminthes; Monogenea; Polystomatidea; Polystomatidae.
AUGCGUGUUCCGAGUGAGAUCAACGCAACAGACAUAGACCUCCUUCCUCCAGCUCUUGAUCAAGCCGACAAGCCAACCGCCGAGCUUACGGUUGCCGGAUUAACUGCGUUUCCAUGGCCAGAAAUGUGUCAUUCUCCGAUGACUGAUCCUUGUAAGACGCUGACACGAGGCCUUGUCGACACUUCGGAUGACGCAACGAGUCGCCAUCGCGUCACUCGGCCAACCUACGUCCCCCAGACUCGUCAGUCCAGGAGCCCCGGCGGUCACGACUGCCUGGCUCUGCCGAUUUCACUCGACCCAACCACCGCUGGCUCAAUCCCUGUCCUGCGGCUCGACUGUGCCGAGGAUGAGGCGCCCUGUCACCUCGCCAAUUCGCCGUCGCCGUCACCGCAGACGGCGAUGGCAAUUGUCGCUCGUCAAAGUCUACGAGGUUGCCAGCAGGAGAGUCGGCACGCCUCGAAACGCAUCUUCAGACAUGCAGAAUUGUCAUGCGUCAGGAACGGCCGACGAUAUCGGCGAACCACACAUCGAAAAGGCCGUGGAAUGCGGCUGGAGGACGUGAUUUCUGUCCAGCAACGACACUUGAUUGAAUGCCUUCACGUGGUCACGGUGAGUCCCAAAAGAUACCGGUGCUAG